Molecule: messenger RNA, 4803 nt
Organism: Sphaeramia orbicularis (orbiculate cardinalfish)
Lineage: Eukaryota; Metazoa; Chordata; Actinopteri; Kurtiformes; Apogonidae
Gene: cast
Product: calpastatin
Exons: 37
Coding region: 229-3660 (1143 amino acids)
Cellular component (GO): cytoplasm
Molecular function (GO): calcium-dependent cysteine-type endopeptidase inhibitor activity
Source: RefSeq, a predicted model, not a curated record
UUGCGGCAGAGCUUGAGUGAGAUCCAACUGGAAAUCUGUGAGUUUUCUUUUGUCACUGAGUCAGAAAGCUGCAGACAUCUUUGUGUGAUAAUUAUGUGAAGUGUGCGGGGAGUGGCACAGUGUUUGGUUUGGAGAAGGCAUGAGAAAGUUUUUGUGCUGAGGACAGGCUAAAGUGUCAGUCCAGACUCAGCUUUAUCUCAUGUCAGUGGUUUUUCCUCCUGUUUCCUCAUGGCGUAUGCAGCAUUCUGGAACAGCACUCAUGGAGGAUCGACCACUACCCCAGUCCAAGUCCAUCAUAGUAGCAGGUUUUCUACCCUCUGUGUCCCUGCACAGUCCUGGUACGGCAAGUCGCAGCCGAGCCAGGCCACACCCAAAACAUCAGCCCAGGUCUCCACUGUGAAGCCGGCACAGUUCGAGAAGGCAUCAGCUGAAUCCACCAUGGCGUCAAAGCCUGGUGCGGUUACUACGGCAACAGGCGGAGCCACAGGAAGUGGCGUCGCAGCAGGAGGAAGUGCAUCAGUUGGGACGGCGGGAAAAGUGGCACCUAAAGCCAAACCAGAGACUAACACUACGUCGGCAAGUGCUACUGUUAUUGACAUGUCGUCCGCUGGGGCUACUGUUGUAGACAUGACGUCAGGUGGGGCGAGGGGCGGUCCUAAACAGACGGCAAAGCCUGCACCUGCGUCCCAGGUUAAAGCUCCAGCUCCAGCUCCAGCUCCAGCUCCUUCUCCUGCAGCUUCUGUUUCUGCUGCUGUGACUAAACCCAAAGAGUCGCUCAAAGACACCACCAAGACUGCUACUGCCGCCACAACAGUCAAAGCUGAAGUGCCUAAAGCUGAUCCUGGUAAAGCAUCAAAGCCGGCAGCAGCUGCCACGGCUGCAGCUGGAACUGUGCAGGCCAAGACACAAGCUAAACCCACACAAACAAAGGUGCAGGCGGAAAUUCCUCCAGCGGUAACUAAAGGAGCCAAAGAGGCACCUGCUGUGGAUCCUUUUGAAGCCCUGGCAGGCUCACUACCAUCCACUGACCCCGUCAAACGGCCAGAGCCUGUAUACACCGGCCCAGAGGUCAAAGAGCAUGGAAUCACCUCUAAGGAUGAUCCCAAGUGUGGAGAAAGAGAGGACACACUGCCUCCAGAUUACAGAUUUGAAAAUAUGCCUCCAGUUCCUGCAGAUGUGAAACCAAAGGAUGUUCCUAAACCACUGAGCACAGACGAGGCCUUGGAUUCUCUCUCGGCUGGUUUCAUUACUUCUACAGGUCCAUCUGCACCCAAGAAACAGGAGAGAAGGGAUCAUGCUGAAGGUGUCAGUGCCUCAUGUGCUGCCCCGUCCAACUUUGCACCCCCUCCCACCACCUCCGUAAAGAAAACUGAAACACCUGCUGCUCCUCCUGCUGAUAAAAAACCCAAAAUGGAGAAGGUUUCUGAUGACUUCUCUCUGGAGGCUGGAAUUCCCCCUGUGUCUUCCAAGAAAGCGGCUGCUCCUGUGGCUGUGUCUCCAGCUCCUCCCGCUGAUAAAAAACCCAAGAUGGAGGGUGAUGUAUCCAUGUCUUCAGAAGCUCUCAGUGCUCUUGGUGACAUGUUGGGAGAACCAGAACCAGUACCAGAAUCGCCCAAACUCAGACCUGAAGACAUCGUUUCGGAGGACAAACUGAAGAAGGAGAAGGGUGUACGUGUUGGGGAGAGGGACGACACACUCCCUCCAGAAUACAGGUUUAAUGAGGAGGAACUGAAAAAGCUGCCUGCUCCGAAACCUGAGCCGAAGAUGGACACCACUGAGGCUCUGGACAUUCUGUCUGGAGACUUCACCACCCCCUCAGCUCCUCCUGCUCAGAUGAAAGUUACACCCUGUGCCGUCCCCCCUGUGGCUGUGUGUAAAGCUCCUCCUGAGGAUAAGAAAGCCAAGAUGGACGCUGAGGUCACCUCUGCUACUGCCAAGAAAGUUGAAUCCUCUGCUGUUCCCCCUGUGGCUGUGUGUCCUGCUCCUCCUCCUCAGCGGAAAGACAUAAAGAAACCUGCUGCAGGAAAAGAUGCCACUGAUGCCAAGCCCAAGACUGACAAAGGCGACUCCAUGGCUCUGGAUGCUCUCUCUGCUCUCAGUGACACAUUACCAACAGAUGCACCAAAACCAGAACCCCCCAAGCUCAGACCUGAGGACAUCGUCCCGGAGGACAAACUGAAGAAGGAGAAAGGUGAACGUGAAGGAGAGAGUGACGAAACAAUUCCUCCAGAAUACAGGUUUAAUGAGGAGGAACUCAAAAAGCUGCCGGCUCCUAAACCUGAGCCUAAGAUGGACACCCUGGAGGCUUUGGACAUUUUGUCUGGAGACUUUUCAACCCCUUCAGCAGCUCCUACUGUUCAGACUCCUGUUGCUAAAACCUCAGUUCCUCCUGCACAGGUCAAAGUGGAGGAUUUAUCAGCUUUGGAUCAACUCGGUGCAGAUUUUGUGGCACCAACUCAAGCUGCUGGAGUUAAAGCAGACGCCCCUCCUUCUGCCAAGAAGACUCCAGAGAAAUCCCCUGCAGUUCCUCCUAUCGCUGUGUGUCCUCCUCCUCCUGUUCAGACGAAAUUUGAUAUAAUGACACCUGGAACAGGAAAGCCCACCGCUGGCCCCAAACCCAAGACUCAUGAGACUGACUCCAUGUCUCUGGAUGCUCUCUCUGCUCUUGGAGACACACUGGCAGCAGAUGAACCAAAACCAGAACCCCCCAAACUCAGGCCCGAGGACAUCGUCUCGGAGGACAAACUGAAGAAGGAGAAGGGUGUACGUGUUGGAGAGAGGGAUGACACACUCCCUCCAGAAUACAGGUUCAAUGAGGAGGAGCUGAAGAAGCUGCCUGCUCCGAAACCUGAGCCCACCAUGGGAACCUGUGAAGCCCUGGACAUUUUGUCUGGAGACUUCCUGACCCCCUCAGCAGCCCCUGCUGUCCAGGCUCCUGUCGUCACACCCUCAGCUCCUCCUGCACAGGCUCCUGCAGACUUUGCUCUGGAUGCUCUGGCCGGAGACUUUGCCUGUGCUACUACUGCCCCGUCCGUGAACACUGCUGCUGCUGAAACCACCCCAGAGCUUGCAGCCGGAGCAGACAAUGCUCUGGACGCUCUAUCAGACACCUUGAAGGAUAUCGCACCCACCCCCCAACCUGAACCCACUGUUCCAGCCAAAGACAUUGUAAAGGAGAAAAAGGCUGUUGAAGAAAGGCUGAUUAAGAUGGGAGAGAGAGAUGAUACGCUGCCGCCAGAGUACAGACCCACAGAGGAAGAUCUGAAAAAAAUGGCAGAAGAAAAGGCUAAAGGACCUACAACACCCAAGGAAAAAUCUAUGGAUGAUAAAACAGCAUUGGAUCUGCUGUCUAGUGACUUCUCCAGUACUCCUCCUGCACCCGUCACAUCAUCUGCAGACACAACAAAGCUGGAACCUCCUGAAAUGGAUGCAGAGCCCCUGAAGCCGGUGGCAGGUAUGGUCCUGGAUGUCCUCUCUGGUACUCUGUUACCAGAAGCAAUGGAGCAAAAAUCAAAGACAGACAAACCAAAGGGCAAGAGCAAGUCAAAGUCAAAGUCUAAAAAACAACAUGCAGAGGAUCCAUCUGCCGCUGACAUGCUAUCUGCUCAGCUAAGCUCAGAUGUCGUGCCAUCAUCUACAAAAAAGGGAGGCAAGAGCUAGACCAGUCGGUUGUUGCUGAAUACGUGCUCCAAGCCACAGAGACGCAUCACUGAACCAGCUGUUCUCUGGAUAAUGAAUUUAUUUUUCUAAAUUGUCAAGAAUGUAUACUGGAUGAAAGACAAAUGUAGAUAUACCCGAAACACACACUUUCACACACACACACACACACACAUACACACACACACAGUCACAUGUAUGCAUUCACACAGCUCUACGUGCAGUGCCUUUUUACUCAGUUUCACUUGUAAUCGAGAAUGAGGAGCUUUUGGUUUCGGUCUGUUUCUGAAAUGAAAUGACAGACUUUUUAGGGCAAGAUUAAGAAAAUGAGAAUGUGACAACCUGACGAAGAAAAGAGAAAAACUGUGGGAAGAAAGGAAAGUUAAAGAGAAGUGUAAAUGGUUUUGCUCGAUGGUGUGAGAGGGAAGGCGCUGCCCGUCGGAUUCUUUAAUGUGCAUCUCAGCUCACACUUCCUGUUUUUCCAGCGAUGCACUAAUACCAUAACACCGCACGUAUGGAUGUCGGGCUGGUGGUGUUGUGACAUUGACACAUGGUUGGAAAAAUGAGAACUGUCAGCUGUGUGGAAGCAGAACCGAGUGGGUGUAUCGUAUCGGGAUGUUUGUGCAAUCUUGAUGUACACAGAAAAGCCAAGUUUACUAUCACCAUGUGCUCUGAUGCCAUAAAGACACUAGUGUACAGCUUAGUUCGCUUAUUCUGAAGACAACACGUAGUUUACAUUAUUAAAUAUGUGGAGGAUUUCCAGGAGGUGUUCUGCUUUAAUCUCAGAGCUUCUCACAAAUGCCUUUUAGUUUCUGUAGAGAAAAAAUUCUGUCACAAAUUGGGUCUUUGUAUGUAUUUGGCCGAGUUUCUAAUGUCUGAAAGAGCGUUUAGUCAACCAAGGUAGUUACAAGUUUUGUAAACUUUCCUUGUUUGUAUACUGUAUAAAAGAGUUUUUUUGCUCUAUGUAAGACAACACUGUACAGUUUGCACAGUUCAAAGGUCUAAAGCAAAACUGUAAAGUCAACAAUCACUAUACUUUCCCCUUUUUUUUUUUCAUGUUAAAGGUUUUGUGUGGGUGUGAGUCAAAAAAGAGAGAUGGGAGUACUAAUUAAAUAAAAUAAAAUAAAAAAAAUCUGUCUAAAAGCA